AUGAAACAAGCUAUAGAACGAAGAAAAGUGUGUCUUGCAGGAAUAGAAAUGCAAAGUGAAGAAAAUCAAUGCUGGAAAGAAGAAACCAGACAUGAGAAUAUACCUGGAAUGCCACCACAUAAUCUUCGAUUAAAGAUUGGUUCCCCUAUUAUUCUCCUCCGUAAUUUGAAUCCGCCUCAAUUAUGUAACGGUACGCGUUUGGUCAUCAAAAAGAUCACCGGUAACAUUCUUGAAGCAACCAUUUUGGCUGGGAAGUUUAAAGGAAAAGUGGUUUUGCUGCCACGUAUUCCGAUGAUACCAUCAGAUUCUACCAUACCCUUCAAAAAGCUACAGUUUCCAAUUCGUUUAGCUUUCGCCAUGUCUAUAAAUAAAUCUCAAGGUCAAACAAUGUCCAUUUCUGAGAUCAGACUAUGUGCUCUUCUGGCGGAAUACAAUUUACCAAUAAUACUAAUGGAUCAUUUGCCUCAGUUGUGUGCUUCUGCAUUUCCGGAUUCAAAAAUUGCAAAUGGUCGAGGCUACGACCGUGAUAAACAAUGUCAUUGGUGUGUGGCAGAACAUUGUGUAAAAGAUAAUUUUUGGAUAUUUGUUGAAGUUGAAGAUGCUAAAGCUCAGUCAAUUUACAAUAUUUUGAUUGAAAAUUUUACUAAAUAUGGGAUACCCUAUAAGCAAAACUUGAUCGGAUUUGCUUCAGAUGCAAUAUUAAGAAAUGAUAUCUCGGGGUUAUUUGUUAUGAAAUGUAGCUGCCAUUCCUUUCAUUUAUGUGCAUCUAAUGCUUGCCGUAAGUUACCCACACAUUUAGAAGAUUUAGCGAGAGAUAUCCCCAAUUACUUCAAUAAUAGUCCAAAAAGAAAAGUAGAAUACGUACAAUUUCAACAUUUUUGUAACGUUAAAAUCCAUAAGUUGCUCCAUCCCUCUCAAACACGAUGGUUAUUUCUUGAAAGUAUUGUUAAAAGGAUAUUAGAGCAAUAUGAACCUUUGAAAUUAUACUUCAUUGAUGUAGUAAGUGGUAAAAAUGACGUUUUAAUAGCCGAAAACAUCUCAUAAAAAUUACAAAAACCACAGAACAAAUUAUAUUUUCAGUUUUUGAAUUAUGUUCUGCCAUUUUUCAUUCAUUUAAAUCGGGAGCUGCAAUUCGAAUCUCCAAAAAUUCACCUAUUAUAUGAAAAAGUAGAACCUGUGAUACAAAGCCUGUUUAAUUGUUUCUUUAAAAAUCCAAAAAAAGUUAAACAAGGAGAUAUUCCAUCAAUAGUUGUCCUGUUAUUUCCUCACAUCAUUAAUGAGAGUGAACUUCAAAAAUUAGAUCAUGAAUGGAGAUUACUAAAAAACUCUAAGGAAGUGCAGGGCUUCAGCAACAAUUUAGAGCCAUUCUGGCAAUCAGUAAAACAAAUAACGUUAGGAAAUGAGGCGCCAUUAUUUCCAACACUGUGCAAUUUGUGGAAAAUCUCCUAUGCUUACCACAUUCAUCGGCAAAUUGCGAAAGAGUUUUUGCAAGCUACAACUUGUUGAAAACAAAAGU
This is a messenger RNA of Diorhabda carinulata, 1516 nucleotides long. RefSeq lists its product as uncharacterized. The record is from RefSeq and is a predicted model, not a curated record. NCBI's taxonomy places the organism in Eukaryota, Metazoa, Arthropoda, Insecta, Coleoptera, Chrysomelidae.